Molecule: messenger RNA, 3414 nt
Organism: Cryptosporidium muris RN66
Lineage: Eukaryota; Apicomplexa; Conoidasida; Eucoccidiorida; Cryptosporidiidae
Exons: 1
Coding region: 1-3414 (1137 amino acids)
Source: RefSeq, a predicted model, not a curated record
AUGGCACUUUCACUUUUAAGGAAGGUGAAUGAAAAAGUUUUGAACUCUGUAUCAUUAUUGGAUGCAUCAUUGGACGUGGAUUAUAUAGUGAGUGGCCUAAGGAGUAGUUUGAAUAAUGGUGAACAUAAGCGUAUUGAAGAAGGUAUAAUAUCUCUAAUGGAAUUUAGUAAGAGGAAUCUGAAUGCACUAUUAAUGCAAAGAGAAUGGAUUGAAUGUGCCUGCAAUAUAGUAAUAUGGAGCAGUAAGAACCAAAAUGAAUAUUUAUUUAGCCUAUGUUUGGAACUACUUAGAAUAGUAACAAGCAUGGUUGAAGAUAGGCUGAUUAGUAAGGCUGGGUAUUAUUAUUGCUGCAAUAUUGUAGAAUGUAGACAAGUUGACUAUAAAAGAGCUCAGAAGGAAGAUAAUACGAUGAUGUUGAUAAAUGAUAUUUUGAAAUAUAGUAAUGGGGGCGUAAUUUUCGUUGACUCACUAAGAAUUUUAAGUAUGAAUGAGAAACAUAAUUUGAAUAAUGAUGAUUGUAAUAUGUACAGCCACUACGAUGUGUUAAAAAUACUGUAUAUACUACAGAUAAGUAGAAAUGCUGAUAAUUUACUUGAAUUAAACUUAUUGAGUAAUAGUGAAAUACUUGGUACUACUUUAGAACUGUUAAAUAAAGGGUUGAAUUCUCAUGGAUACUUUUUAUCAAGUGCAUUAGAAUUAACUGUAGCUUUGACGUUGAAUAACCAUUCUGAAAUACAAAAGAUAAUUACGUUUCAAGGAUUAGUAGAUUUGAUUUACAAUAUAUUAGCAGAAGAAAUGGGAAGUUUAAUUAGGGACAAAAAUCUCGAGAUAAAUAGUAAUGGUAAAAUUCACAAGUUCGGUAGUGUGAAGGACUUCUGCAAUUAUAGAACUUUAAAAGAGGAAGAACUUGAUUAUGAAUCUCCAGAGGUUUUGUCUCAGUGUAUAGAAUGCCUUUAUCACAUUUUUCAAAACUCAAGUUGUAUCAAAUACAUGAUUGAAACUGAAGGUUAUAAAGUUAUGCUGAAUAUAUUGAUAGAUUUACUUGGAUUAUGUCUAUAUUUAUGUGAACAAUGGACAUUUUAUAAUGAACAAACCAAAAGUAGACCUAUAAAAGAUGAGCUUACUUCCGAAAAUAGCUAUAAUAAAAAGGCUUGUAUGUUUCAAUGUUUUAAAAUAAAUGAAUUGGAACAUAAUAUAAAGCAUGUGUCUUGGAUUUGUACUACAUUAAAGAUCUUGAAAAUAAACAGGGAGUUUUUGUCACAUGAUCAUUCUAAAAAGAUAUCUAGUUUUCUAUUUGAAACAUAUUUAACUGAAAUUCUUUUUACAGUACUCGGAAAUCCAGAUAAUCUACACUUCAAUAUCUCUUAUGAGGCUAUAGAAAUCUUGGAAACACUUGGAUUUAGUAAUGAAGAGAGUAAAAACAGCAAAAAAGAUCAAAUUUAUUUUGUAGAUAAAAAUAUAUACUAUAGUAUUGACAAAUUUAGUCACUGCCUAGAGUGGUGUACCCUUCAGAGUUUCACAGGUGUAUCUCCGUAUGUGUGGUAUGGAUACAGAGAUAUAUUUGAGAAAUUUCUUCCAUCCAUUAAUUAUAUUUUUGGAAAUGAAGCACAAAAGGUGCAAACAGAAGAGAAAAAUAAAUUGAAGGAUUUAAUAAGCAGAUAUUCACAUCAAAUGGAAAGUAGUCUUUUGGAUUGGCUUGGAACAAGUAUAAUGAGCCCUUACAACAUAAUACCAAACUUAAAAUCUGCUCAAACAGAUUGGGGUUCGAGUAAUCGGGAUGAUUGGUUUAUCAUGAACCUUCUUCCACUUUUAUUUAAUAGGUCAGAGAGCUUCAACUUAAACUACCUAGCUAAUCAAUCAAAUGAAAUGUUCUUUGACUUCGUUCACUGCGUGUUUUGGUUUCCAAUGGUGGAGUUUUGUCGUUUACAUUCAACACUAAAUUUGAAUUUUUUAAAUACUGAGUUAGAUUAUCAAGAUUCUCCAAAUCACCAAAUAUUAAGCACAAUUACUUUAUCUCUAAGUGAACCUUUAGAUCAGAGGCUUUUAGCUUGCAUACUUCAUUAUAGGAUUUGGAGAACCUUCCAAAUUUUACAAUUGAUAGUAUUAUAUUCUCCAAAUUCACUCAACAGUUUAUCUGUAGUAACUAUUGAAGAUAUUGUAAAUAAAGCUUGGAGCCUUGGAAAAGGUGAAGAUGUUCAAACUCGUAUAUUGGACUCUAAGAUGGAUCAUAAGGCUUUUAAUUUUAAUAAUGAAGAUGCAGACGUACAAUUUGAGCAUCCUCUAAAAUAUUAUCUCUUUUACAUACUGAAAACUUCCACUGAAGAAGUUGCAACUCUUCUUAACAAAGAAAACAGCUAUUUAGACUAUUCACUAUCCAUGGAAACUAUGUUUAAAUUUAGCAGUAUAUCUUCUUGUAUUGCUGCAUUGCAGGUAAUAUUUGUGCUUUUAUAUCAAGAAAGUAAAGGGAGAUUAGUAGAUUUUAGAUGCAAAGAUAACAUUUAUAUUAUUUCGAAUUCAAUAUCUAAGCUUCUGAAGUUUACUUCUCUAGAUAACUUUAAAAGAAGAAAUCGAGUUGAUCUUAUUAUUUUGUUUGAUUUAGCUAAUGUGUUGGUUGUUUUAAUAAAUGUUUGUAAUGGCUAUCCUAUUCAUGAAGAUACAAGGGUUAAACUUUCAGAUAUAUCAAAGCGUUUGCAAAGUAUAGAGUAUAAAUCUUCUUUAGAAACAUUUAAUUCAAUUAUAAUACCAGAAUAUACACAGAUUCUUAUAACUAAGUUUAUUGAUGAGGUUUUAAUUCGAGACUUAAGUGUGAGUUAUUUCUCUACAAGCUCUACAAGUGACAACUAUCGCAAGUGCCUGAAACAUGUUGGCACAAACAAUAAUACAAAUGUCGAGAAUUUUCUUAUAAAUGACAAUAGUUCAAAGAAUUCAAUUGACAUUUCUCAUCCUAAAUCUGGUUUUGCAAAUUUUGAUUCAAAUAUUGAAAACCAAUAUGAUUGUAUAGAGUGCACAAAGCUGAAGGAGCAAAUAUUUGCAGAGCGGAGAUACUUCAGAAAUUUGCUGAAGAAUAAGCAAGAUGAAGUUGAAGCAUUAAUAGUUGCUUAUAAAAUCGCUGAGAAAGAAGCUAAGGAACGUGGGAAAUUAAUAAGAGAAAUAGGUAUAUCAUAUUGUGAAGUCAGUCCAUUCCCUAUUGAGAACUUGGAUGACCCUACUACGAAGAAUAUCAACGAAGAACUAUUUAGAGAAAAUCAGAACUUGAUGGAAAUCAUUGGAAUUCUACAAAGAGAGAUCCCACAAGUUAGACAAUAUAUAGAAGACAAUAUACUUAUUUCAAGAAAUAAAGAUUUAAAUAAAGUCUUAAACUCCAUCGAUAGUCCUAAUUUUGCAGAGGUAAUUGGUCAAGUAAUUAUAGAUUAA